UUUUUAGGUCAGACUCCUCUCCAUAGUCCAUACUCCAUACCUUAGUUUCCUCUUCAGCUAUACUAUCGAUAGCCGGUAUACACUUUACAUAUCUCUCUCUCUCUCUCUCUCUCUCUCUCUCGCUCGCAGAAACUCUUAGGUAUUCCAGGCUAAUUAGCAACAAAAAGUUAUCAUAUAGAGAAACAUGAGGAUGAUAGACUUGGGAAGCCAAAGGGGUCCCCUACAUAUUAUGGACACUGCAACCUCCGUAGAGUGUGGCAGAGAAGUGAGGCUCCGACGAUCCUUUCGGUCCCUGGUGGAGUGCAUGGUCCCAUGCUGUGGCUUCCAACCAUCCGACUCCCUCUCGAGCGACACCGACUCAACUCACGGCUCUUCCUCUAGUAGUAGUACCGUGACCGGUACCUUCUUCGGUUACAGGAAAGGGCGAGUCAGCUUCUGCCUACAAGACGACACGCGAAGCUCACCUCUUCUGCUGCUGGAGUUCGCCAUCCCCACCGCCUACCUGGCAAGGGAGAUGCAGUACGGCUUGCUCAGAAUCGCGCUCGAGUGUGACAGACAAAAGGAUAUCAGGUCCAUGAGCUCCUCCACCUGCUCGCUCUUCAACGUGCCCGUCUGGUCCAUGUACUGCAACGGCCGGAAGGUGGGGUUCGCCAUGAAGCGUCAGAUGACGGUGAGCGAUGUGGCAGUGCUGAAGCAGAUGCAGACGGUCUCUGUCGGGGCUGGUGUUCUGCCUGUUGCGCCCCACAAGUCCGAAGUGGACGGGGAUGGGGGUGACCUCAUGUAUCUAAGAGCCAGCUUCGACCGAGUCAUUGGCUCGCCCAACUCCGAGUCCUUUCACAUGAUUAACCCCGUUGGGAGUUCCGGCCAGGAGCUCAGCAUAUUUCUUCUCCGAUCGUGACAGCCAAAGCCGUUUACCGUAUUCACGAUUAUUUGCCGGACCCGCGCGAAUGAACGCAGUAUUUAUAUAGUUUUUUGUUUUUGUUUUUUGUUUUUUUAUGAGCAAUACAGGUGAAAGGGGAGGGAUGCAGUAUUUAUAUAGUUAUUAUAUAUCACUGGAUCCCAAGUGCCUAUAUUCAUGCAUUAGGAAAGUCAGCGAUCUUAAUCUUAUGGCAUGCAUGCUGUAUGUAUGUGCGUAUGUAUUAUAAUUGAUAAUUUCUAAUUUCAGAUGCGAUUCAGAACGAAAAA
Molecule: messenger RNA, 1185 nt
Organism: Alnus glutinosa
Lineage: Eukaryota; Viridiplantae; Streptophyta; Magnoliopsida; Fagales; Betulaceae
Product: protein MIZU-KUSSEI 1
Exons: 1
Coding region: 185-898 (237 amino acids)
Biological process (GO): hydrotropism
Source: RefSeq, a predicted model, not a curated record